This is a messenger RNA of Frankliniella occidentalis (western flower thrips), 3580 nucleotides long. Its product is annotated as E3 ubiquitin-protein ligase LRSAM1. Gene Ontology annotation, molecular function: protein binding. The record is from RefSeq and is a predicted model, not a curated record. Bases 263 to 2437 code for a protein of 724 amino acids. The transcript is spliced from 16 exons. Lineage: Eukaryota; Metazoa; Arthropoda; Insecta; Thysanoptera; Thripidae.
CAACAACCGAAGAAUGUGACAGCCCAAACUCACGUCAAAAGCAAACAAAAUAGAUUAAUUAGACCACUUAAGCAAGACAAGAUAUCGUUUUCUAAAUCUUUUGUAGGUUUAUUACUAUCAUUACGUUGAUUUUCAUACGUCAUUUUUUAAACUGCUAUAUCAUUCAAUGUUUGGAAAGAGACAACAAGAACGACGCUCACAAAAAGUAAUCUCCUGCUGAGAUAUACAAUGUAAUUCAAUUAGUUGUCUCGAUUCGCCAAAAAUGCCUUUCUUCAAAAAGAAAGGAAGUGAUGACCAUUUUUACAAGUCUCGCCUUGAACACAAGCUUUAUCUUGCAAGGGAGAAUCCAGAACCAUGUUUUGAUCUUUCGGAUUGUGCCUUAAGAGACGUUCCGGCAGGAGUAUUUUCUUUAUGUAAAGUAUUCCGUAAAGAGUCCUUGUAUCUGCAGGACAAUCAGUUGUCUUCGCUUGAAGGAGGUGGAAAUGUGAAGGAUCUUGCUAUGUUGACAACUCUUGACCUUCAAAACAAUAACUUUUUAUUUUUACCUGAAAGCUUCGGCUUUCUAAUAAAUAUUAGGAUGCUAUUUCUGAACAACAAUAAGCUUAACAGUUUGCCAGAUUGCUUUGACUCUCUGAAACAACUUCAGGUUUUGGAAGUUGCUCAGAACAAAUUGAGAUCCAUUCCUUUAUCAUUGUGCAAAGCACUUCAUCUUACAAAAUUGGAUCUCCGUGAAAAUUCUGAUUUAACGUUAAGGAAGUUACCACCAAGUAUAAUAGAGAUGCCUAUGCUGGAAACUCUCUUGAUGGAUGAAUCACAACUGAGCUGUGUCCCCGAAAACAUUGUUGAAAAGGGCACCCGAGGAAUAUUGUCAUUUUUUGCUGAAGAAAAUGGGCUUGAAUACAUUCCACUUGAAGAGCGACAACUUCCAGAAUCUGCAGAUGAAGGAAAAGUUGUCAAUGUAUUUGAUACUGAAAAACAACAACGAGGAUUCAAGGAGCGACUCCAUCAACUAGACCAACUCAAGGCACAGAGACAGAGAGAGAGAAUAUUGUUGGAAGCAGAUCGUGGCGAAACACAUCAAAGAGAAUUUGAGGCACGCUGUGCACUGAAAGAGAACCGAGGUCGGCUCCUGGCACAUUUAGCAUUUCAACAAUCAAAGCUUGAAAAAGAAGUUGAACGCCUUCAGCAACAACGAGAAGAAGAAAGACGACGGCUAAUUUUGCAUCUGCAAGAAGUGGAACGCAACACAGAUGUAAUGAUCACUCAAUUACUCUUACUCUCAGCCCAAGAGAGGGAGCAAGAAAGACAGGAGAAGUUGAUAAGAGCUCAAGAAGAAGAACAGGAAUUGUUAGCCACCAUGCAACAGCAGCAGAGAGAUUUACAAAAGCAUGAUGUUCUUGAUGGGAUGAAGCAGUUAGUAGAGGAAGAAAUGAGACAAGAAAGAAUUAUGAGGGAAUAUGAACAAUGCCGUGUGGAAAUGACCAGUAGUUUACUUUGCAAGGAACUUGAGUCAAGCAAUAUGCUCCUAAAUGCAGUUGAUAGACACAGUAGUGCGCAAAUGGAGCUAGUGCAGCGUUUGCAAAAGGACGAAGAACUUCAGCGGGCAGCUGUUUGUUCAUUACUUGAACGUAGUGAUGCUAGGACAUGGGGUUUGGUGCAACAGGUAUCCCUUGUGGAGCAACAGCUUGCUCAACUAACUGCCUUGGAGCUGCAGAGGCGGAAUCAUCAACUUUCAGAACAACUGUCAGAUCUAGCAGAAAAACGAACAGCUCUGUCAUCCCUGUUGGUUCAUUUACUACAAGAGCAGUCACUCCGGCGAGAACAGUUGAUUCAUACUCUUCAUGAAAUGGAGCGGCAUCGCCAGGACAGCUCAGACUUUUGGUUGCAUCAAUAUCAACGUCUCCUGGAUUCUCGACCAAACAGAUUUAUUGACAAGGAAAGAGUACUUGAUCCUCUACUAGCUAACCAUUUGGUUUUAAAUGGAGUUGUACACUGCUUGCCUUUUCUUGCUCAAUGGAUGCAUGAUCCUGAUGCCCUCAUAAAUGUGACACAUGCUCAGCUAAAAGCAGCGGGCAUUAGAUCCGAUCAAGAUUCUUACAAUGUUUUGAGAGCAUUAGAAUUAUAUGCUGAAGAACGAGAAUGUGCUAUCCAAAAGCUCUCUUGUUUCAACCCACCAAAUCUACCAUCUGCUCCAAUUGAAGAAGCAUCUGCUUUACCAGAGCCAUCUACAUCAUCUGUAGCAGUAUUGGAAACAGACGAGAACAUUCCCAAAGGCAUAAUUGAAACAGAAUGUGUUAUUUGUAUGGAAGCUGCUUGUGAUGUGAUUAUCCUACAGUGUGGCCAUAUGUGUUGCUGUGCAAAAUGCUGUGAGCCUUUGAUUAACUGUCCUAUGUGUCGUGGGGACAUUGAACGCAAAAUAAGAGUAAGAGCUGCAUAGUUUGCCAGUUUGAUUCUGGUGAGUUUCUCUUUCCAUAUUGUUUCAUGUGAAGUUUGCAAUAUUUACCAGAGCACAUUAUGGUUGUUGAUGUGGUGCAUAUCAGCUUUUAUUAAUAUGGUGUGAUAUUCAGUUAUGACCUUUUUCCCUUUUCAGUCAUGUAGUUAUUAUAAAGUCAAGUCAAAGUACUAAGAGCUGUUGUUGUACAGAAUGUUUUUCUUUUUUCUGAGUUUUUAGCUAGUUUUGCUGUGCAAUAAUAUUUCCCCAUAAGAACCAAGCUCUUAUAAUCAUCCUCCUCCACCAGGAUUCCUUUGAACUCAAAUAUUUAAGAUAUACCUUUAAGUGCCAUGCGUGUUUUGUGUCACCAGCCAGUUUUGGCAAAGUCAAUACAUUCGACCAAAUUGUAGAUUUUUCCAUUUUUACAUGUUGAUGUUUUAUAAAAUCUUUGCUUACUUAUUCUGUAAGGAAUUAGUUUUGGGAUUGCUGUUAUUGUAAAAUGUAAACCAAUAAUAUAACAUCACAUACUGACCAACUUUUAAAUGCUGUGUUCCAACCCUUUCCCUUGGUUGUGUAGUUUUGCUGACAUUACAAGUUAUUUGUGAAGGUUUUCAUUCUAAAGCAUAGCACAACUUCAGCCUGGAUGAUUCAUAGUCUGUUAUAUUUAAUAUUAUUAUUGCGUGUAUACAUUUAUCUAUAUUGAGAGGUGAGGGCAUGUGGUUGUCCUUGUAGCAAUAUGUCUGAAGUCUGGGGGAUGAUGUUUAAAUCACGAACACUGAUCACAGUUUGAGAAAGGUUUUCAGAUACAGCAUCGUUUAGGGUGUGAUGUCACAGUCUAACACAAAAUUUAUUUCACUGCCAAUUUGUUAAUGGUACUUUUCUAUAUUUCAUUGUAUUUGUGAUUUCUUUGUUAAAAACACCGUUUUUACUGCAACCGCGUGCGAUUGUCAUCAAAGUUAAUUUUAGUACACUUUUGUGAAGUGUGCGCUCAAAGACUCACAUCCUCUUCUACCUUAUAUUAUACCUCCAUUAUGCAAUUUUUCAAUCUUUCAUACAUUUAAUUGCUUUAAGUAUUUUUAGAGCACUCCAAGCAAAGGCUGUUAUUCAAGUGUGAUAUUCUUAUGAAAAAUAAAUAUUAUCUUUGUCUAA